CCAGAGGGCGGCGAACAAAAAGCUCUUGAAAACUGGGCUUUCUUGUUCACAAGCUCUUCUUGUGUCUGUUGCGUAAAUAACUUGCUGUUUGCUUCAAACAGUUUUGGAGCUGGAGUCGAAGGAGCAGGCGCUAGUAACUUUUUCACUUGGGUGUUGCAAGCUAAAUAAAGAGACUGGUGAGAGCCAAGACACUGGGAUAUAAUACAUCCUGUAAAUGCUGUCUGUGAUAGUGAAGACACUGCAGAUAUGCUUCUUCAGGGUGUUAUCACCAUUCCUGAGAAGUCAGUGAGGAAAGCUAAAUUGUAAGACAUGGAUGCUAAAGGAUUACAAGGAGAAGAUAAAAUGAAGAUGCUUGUAAUUUUACUGGCAUAUUUGCUAAGUAGAGUAAUUUGUGAGACUGGAGAUUGCAGAGAGCAAGAAUUUAGGGACCACAGUGGAAACUGUGUCCUCUGCAAGCAGUGUGGACCUGGAAUGGAGCUCUCAAAGGAAUGCGGCUUUGGAUAUGGGGAGGAUGCACAGUGCAUGACAUGCAGGCCAAACAGAUUCAAGGAAGACUGGGGCUUUCAGAAGUGCAAGCCUUGUCUGGAUUGUGCAUUAGUUAACCGCUUUCAGAAGGCCAACUGUUCUGCCACCAGCAAUGCACUGUGUGGAGACUGUUUACCAGGGUUUUAUAGGAAGACUAAACUUGGAGGCUUUCAAGAUAUGGAGUGUGUCCCUUGUGGUGAUCCUCCUCCUCCCUAUGAACCUCACUGCACCACCAAAGUUAACCUUGUAAAGAUUCCAUCAACUGCUUCCAGUCCUCGAGACACUGCCCUAGCAGCUGUUAUAUGCAGUGCACUUGCAACAGUGCUCUUGGCUCUUCUUAUUCUUUGUGUUAUUUAUUGUAAGAGGCAGUUUAUGGAGAAGAAACCAAGCUGGUCUCUGAGAUCACAAGACAUUCACUGCAAUGGCUCCGAAUUGUCCUGUUUUGACAGACCACGACUUAAUGAAUAUAACCACAGAACUUGUUGCCAGUGCCAGAGAAGCACAUCACAGACAUGUGGACCGGUUCACUUGAUUCCAUCGCUGUGUUGUGAUGAAACCUGUAGCAUGGAGCACAGCGGUCACAGUUGUGCUUUCCACUCACAGACUACACUGAAUGAAAGAGCUUCUGAUUCCAUUGGAGAAAUGAUUCCUGCAUUUCUUGGUUCCCUUUCACGCUCUACCUGUGGAGACAUUUCAGAUGCUUGGCCUCUUAUGCAAAACCCAGCUUGUUGUGACAGUGUUUCUUUCUGUGGAUCGUAUUCAGAACUGGCUGCAGGAUCUGCAAAGCCCUGCACUCCUGAGACUGAAAAUCCAGCCACUGUCGAGCUGGAUAAUAAGCACGACCUAAGUGAAGUACUUAUUUCAGCUAAGUCUCUUGAAGGGAACAGUGCAAACUCCUUUGAAAUCCCCAAACGCAGAGCAUGCAUAGAAGGUUCAUCGCUUCAGAACCCAGUGGCUGCUGAAACCAAGCUGAAGACAAAGCCUAACGGGACAUCAGAUGAGUCUAUAGACUAAUAUACAGAGGAAGCCAAGCUAUUUCAUUCUGCAUUAAAGCUGAACACUUCCCUGAUGCUCCUCUGCUGUUCCUCAUCAAACAUAGUCUGUCUUCAACGUUGCAUGGUUUUGAAAUCAGCUGGAGCACCAACAGCAACCAAAAAAAGGCAUCAUUUCACACCUUCUGAGCAUCUGAGCCAUGACAGCUGUAAAGUGAAUCUUCAAGGAGUGUCCUGGGAGAACCAUGCAAAUGGAUUUAUUACCUUUGGCAUCUCUUUUAACAAAAAGAACUUUUUAUUCCCUCAGAUUCCCAAAAACUCCAUUGGAGUGAAUUAAAAAGUGUGAGUGUGUGUAUGCGUGUAUGUGUAUAUAUAUAUAUAUAUAUAUAUGUAAAAAGACAGCAAGAAAUAUAAACACUUGAGUGUGUUUGGGUGGGUAUCUUCUAUAUGACUACACUUGUUAGAAGGCGUGAGACAAGCCAAGUGUUCUGCUUGCAGAUUUAUGCUUGCAUUUGGAUUUCUUUUUGGCUGGUUCUAUUUUUAACUCUGUUUGCUGCUGUUGAAGGACAUAGAAACCCAAGCAUUUCUGUUUAUGCAGGGAUCAUCUAUAGAUCCUCUGAAGCUUUUAUUAUAUAUUCCAUUGUAGUCAGUAAGCUAGCUGGAGGAGGUGCAGAAUUUGCAUGUUACAAUAUCUAUGAUUGAAGUCCUCUCCAUGCAAUUAUGACCUUUGUGGGAGGGGGCAUUGUUUUGUUGGGUGUAACAGGAGAUUAGUUUUAAAUUAGAUGGAAGUCAGACACAUAGAUAGGAACGUUGUCCUUAAUUGGUAGUCUCAGUAUUGGAAUACAGCAUACAGCACUUGUUCUUACAGCAUGUAAUUGUUGCAUAUUGAAAUAAAUGUAAUCAGCUGUCACAUCAAAAACUAUAGCAGGUGUGCCAUGCAGACUGUCACACAGCAAGACUAUUACUAAUACAUUUUAGUAAUGCAUUCUUUAUAAGGAUCAAGCUGCAUGCUGACCUGGUUCAUCCAUGUAGUGGGUCUUUUCAUUUAAGUCACUCUGCCUUUCUGGCUGUGGUAUUGUCUAAAUUAAUUUUUCCACACAAAAUACAAAUUAGUUCAUAACAUUUUUCCAGCAAAGUGCCUCUGAACUAAAUCCUUAGAGCUGCCUGUGUGCCUAGGAAAGUAUCAACUCUUUGCCUUCAUUGCUGUUAAGAGGUUUUUUUAACUUCAGUUAAUUCUACCACAUCCCAUAAUAGCAUUUGUUCUGCAGGCAGUUUUAUCCCUAGAAUAGUUUUCACUUCUGUGAGUAAUCCCAGUAACCACUGCUGAUUCAUUACACUCCACAGGCUCUAACUUGUCGAUGAUGGACUCUAGCAAUUAUUCUUUAAAUUACCCAGUGUGCCUUGACAAAAGCAAAGCAAUCAGAGCAGCAGAUGGCAAUUUGCAAUAAGCGUUACUCAUCCUUCCACACAUGGUUUGUGUGGCAAUGGAAAUGUUGAGGCAGCGCUCACAGUCUGUCAUGGAAAAAGGGCUUUUGCUUUGAAGCGCCCAGUGGAAGGUUGCACCUGCACAAGAACAGCUAAAGCCAGUACAGGCAGCCAAGCCAGUAAGACACUUGAAACCAGUGAGAUUAUCCAUGUGUGCAGAAAUCAUGAAUAACAGUUAGCAAAUUCAAACCAAAGCAAGUGAAAGAAAUAGUAGAAGUGAUUUUAUUCUCCUUUUUGUUUCUAUGCAGUGAAUAACCACCAUUUGGUCACUGGCAGAAUAAUGCACAGUUACACAGGGAGUCCAAUUACUCACUAAAGUGCUUUGAGGUAUGUAUUCAGUGAUAGCUUAGAGUAAUGCCCUUGGAUAGUUUCAUACAUUUAAGAGGUGACAAAAUGUUGUUACUCACCACACAUGUAUGAGAAGAUGUGUGCUUUGUUGUAUAUACUUUGUAAAUAAAAAAACCCUCCAGUGUUCAUUUCAGUAUAUGGUAUGAUAUUUUUAGACCAUACAGGGAUUUUUAGCCUUCUAAAGAACUGUUAGUAAUGAAAAGUUAUGUUCAGGAGUUUUGCAUGCAUCUGCCACAGUAAGUAUGUUUUCCCAUUGGAAGUUCCACUUUGGACCAUUGGUUUUGUCUGGCAGCUCUAGAGAAAACGACUCCUUUCUUUAAAUGUGUGACAGAGAGCUUGAGAGCAAAUUGGGAGGAGAACAUUUUAAGAGUGCAUUUUAAAUAUCUGUGUAUAUUGUGUAUAUAUGUUGUUUUUUUCCCUUAAUUUAACCAAUUUGGUCUUUUUUAUAUUGCCUGUGGCAAGCAAUGUUGUACAUGCCAAUAGAAAACAUACGCUACUACUGUCUUUAGACUGCCCAUGUAUCAUGCCUAGGGACUGGUAGUGCCGUUUUAAAGACUCCUUUAAGGGAAUGUAAAGUAAUAUCUUGUACAAAUUGUUUUGUAAUACUUUUUCUACUUGUGAAUAAAAUGUUCCUUGAACCACUC
Molecule: messenger RNA, 3994 nt
Organism: Pogoniulus pusillus (Red-fronted tinkerbird)
Lineage: Eukaryota; Metazoa; Chordata; Aves; Piciformes; Lybiidae
Gene: TNFRSF19
Product: TNF receptor superfamily member 19
Exons: 12
Coding region: 310-1539 (409 amino acids)
Biological process (GO): positive regulation of canonical NF-kappaB signal transduction; positive regulation of JNK cascade
Cellular component (GO): plasma membrane
Molecular function (GO): signaling receptor activity; protein binding
Source: RefSeq, a predicted model, not a curated record